AUGUUUGAUAAACUUAAGAUUAAAUCAAAGGGUUCCAAAAUUGGACCAGCUUCACCAGCUGCAACUCCUGGUAAAGCACCAUCGAAGAAGCAAAUCUACCAAUCUCGCCUGAAUUUUGGUGUGAAUAUCGGAGCUUGUUUUGUGAUGGAAAAGUGGAUAUUCCACGAACUAUUCCCAGAUGGAGCUGACUGUGAAUUAGAAGCUGUAAGCAAGCAAGUAGAACAGAAUGGUGAAAAGGAUGCGCAAAAGAAGUUUGAGCACCAUUGGAUCAACUUUAUGAACGAUGAUGACUGGAAAUGGCUACAAGAUCAUCAUGUUGAUAGUGUUAGAGUGCCAAUUGGGUACUGGGAAGUAGGUGGAGGCAAAUAUGCUAAGGGUACUAAAUUCGAAAAGUAUGCUAAGAGUGUAUACUCGAAUGCAUGGGAUAUUUUCAAGAAGGAAUUUGUAGAGAAAGCUGGCAAGCACAAUAUUUCAGUUGUGGUUGAUAUUCAUGGUUUACCAAAGGGUGCUAACGGUUCUGACCACAGUGGUGAAAAGUCAGGUGGAGAAGCAGGAUUCUGGAACUGUCAAGAAUCACAGCUUUUGGUAUGUGAAAUGUUGGAAUUUAUCGCCAGUGACUUGAAGAAGUAUGACAAUAUUGCAGCUAUUCAAAUUGUCAACGAAGCUGACUUUGCUAAUGAUCCAAAGAGACAAUCGCGCUACUAUGCAGCUGGUAUUUCGCUGAUUCGUAAGGCAGACAGCGAGGUUCCAGUGGUUAUUUCUGAUGGAUGGUGGCCAGAUCAAUGGGUCAAAUGGAUCCAGGACAACCAAUCUGAUGGAGAAUCUUUAGGGGUUGUAGUUGACCACCAUUGCUACCGCUGUUUCUCUGACGAUGACAAGAAGAAGUCCCCACAAUCCAUCAUUGGUGACUUGGAUAAAGAUUUAUUAACCAAUCUCACGGAUAACGGUAGAGGAGUAGACUUUAUGGUUGGGGAAUAUUCUUGUGUUUUAGACGGUGAUUCGUGGGGAAAAGACGGAGCCAAUGACAAGAGAGAUAACUUGGUUGUCGAUUACGGUAGACGUCAAGUAGACCUUAUUUCUCAAAGAGCCGGUUUCGGGUCGUUUUUCUGGACCUUCAAAUUCCAAUCAGGAAAUGGUGGCGAAUGGGACUUUAGAACCAUGUUUGAUAAGGGUGCAAUUCAACCACCUUUGUCUAUAAAGGGAAAACAAGUACCAGAUGAGUCUGUAUUCAAGCAAAAGUUGGAUAAUGCAUUUGGUGGCCAUUCGGAUUACUGGAAUAAGCAAAAUUCAAAAGAAAAGUACGAACAUGAUAGAUACAAGGAUGGUUUCACUACAGCCUGGAAAGAUUCAUUAGAGUUUGCUAAAUUUGACGGGUCUGUUAUUGGUAGAACUGGUGCAUGGAAGGCUGCAAGAUUAGCUGAGCACAUUAAAGAUAAGGGUCUGCUGAAAUUUAUUUGGGAAUGGGAACAAGGAUUCGAUGCUGGUUUGAAAGAAUUCCUUAGUAGUUUCUAG
Molecule: messenger RNA, 1512 nt
Organism: Debaryomyces hansenii CBS767
Lineage: Eukaryota; Fungi; Ascomycota; Pichiomycetes; Serinales; Debaryomycetaceae
Product: 17-beta-hydroxysteroid dehydrogenase-like protein
Exons: 1
Coding region: 1-1512 (503 amino acids)
Biological process (GO): glucan catabolic process
Cellular component (GO): extracellular region; cell surface
Molecular function (GO): glucan endo-1,6-beta-glucosidase activity
Source: RefSeq, a predicted model, not a curated record